GGAAUCUCAUACUGGCAACCUAAUCAGAAAAGACACGUGCCCAAAAAUUAGUCACUCCAUUCAUACAUACAACCGCAGCCAUGGCUCCGACAACUCCCCUCCGACCAUCCAAGAUGCCAGCACCUAGCGUUCGUCCGCUAUCCCAACUGACCCCGUUCGAGCAGCUCGUGCACAGCUACUCUACGGGGCCUCCUACACUAGAUAAGAACGAGGAGGCCUGGGACUUCUUCCCGGACGAAUGCAAUCUCCGGUUCGAGUCCGCCACUCAGGAUCCCCCGGCUCGUGUCUCGUAUCUUCUCAAAGUAAUUCCAAAGCAAUGCAAUUACCUCCAGAACCUGCAUGGCGGGUGCGCAGCCACCAUGAUUGAUAUUCUGUCCUCGACAUUGCUUCUAGCACUCUCCAAACCGGGCUUGUUCUCUUAUGGUGGUGUGAGUCGGAACUUGAAGACUACGUAUAUCCGCCCAGUGCCGGCGGGAACGGAGAUCCGGGUGGUGUGUGAACUGGUUCAUAUGGGGAAGCGGAUGGCAUUACUACGGGCGGAGAUUCAGAAAUUAGAUGGGAGUGUCUGUGUCGUCGCCGAGCAUGAUAAGGCCAAUACGGAUCCCGCGGAUAUCAAGAUCUGAGUUGGUCUUGGCGCAUAAUGAUAGAAAGCAAGUUCUACACUGCAGAUGUUUGUUAAGAUAGAAUUAUUCACACGUCAUGGUGCACCAGACACCAACUUUAUCGGGUCAAUAAAUGUAUAUGCAGGCCCGACUACUACUUCAAGACGCAAAACCCAAGUGAGUGUGCGAG
Molecule: messenger RNA, 792 nt
Organism: Aspergillus welwitschiae
Lineage: Eukaryota; Fungi; Ascomycota; Eurotiomycetes; Eurotiales; Aspergillaceae
Product: PaaI family thioesterase
Exons: 2
Coding region: 81-623 (180 amino acids)
Molecular function (GO): fatty acyl-CoA hydrolase activity
Source: RefSeq, a predicted model, not a curated record